Lactuca saligna is the source of this 555-nucleotide messenger RNA. The record is from the annotation of a GenBank genome assembly. Lineage: Eukaryota; Viridiplantae; Streptophyta; Magnoliopsida; Asterales; Asteraceae.
AUGCUACUGGUGAUCACCCAAAGAUAUUGUGAUCGUUCUGGAAAUCUUAUGUGGGGAUAUGAAGCUGAUAAGAAGAUGUGGAUUGUGAAGAGAAAGAUCAGAAGCAUUGAGUACUAUGUGAAGAAGAUUGACUUUGUGUCUUGGACAAAAGUUGAUCUUGCAGAGCUGGUCAAGGGUCUUAUUGAUCCAUGCACCACCAAGAUUGUGGUGAAUGUUAUGUGGCCACCUACAAAUAAAGCGAAAAAGAUCCCUAUCACUCAACGUGUACCUGAUGGCUCUUUGAAUGACUUACUAUAUUGGGUAUAUGACGAGGCGACAACGACUAUCGUAAUCAAGAUGAAAAAGGAUCAGAUUCGUCUUGUUGAUCCUAGGGAUUUGCUGAAAUUUGACGGGCAUGAUAUUCAUACUUUAUCCAAGCAUCAACUUAUGGUGGAAAAUGAAAUGUUUGAAGCUGCAACAAAGGCUUUCACUGGCAUGAUUGUGACAUUCAUUGAUAAGAGGCUAUUGGCAGGAGCAUUGGCAGAUUAUGAUGUUCAUCUUGUGGAGAAGCUGUAA